Fulmarus glacialis (Northern fulmar) is the source of this 861-nucleotide messenger RNA. RefSeq names its product conserved oligomeric Golgi complex subunit 6-like. Lineage: Eukaryota; Metazoa; Chordata; Aves; Procellariiformes; Procellariidae. The transcript has 4 exons. Gene Ontology annotation, cellular component: COG complex. The record is from RefSeq and is a predicted model, not a curated record. Bases 61 to 318 code for a protein of 85 amino acids. Gene Ontology annotation, biological process: intra-Golgi vesicle-mediated transport.
AUAUAUAACUCUGUGCAGCAACACAAACCGGAACAGGGUCCUCUUUCAAGUUUGCCAAGUAUGGAUUCUGUGUCCCUGAAGGUUGCAAUGGCUCAGUUUGAUCGCUAUCUGUCUGCUCCAGAUAGUUUGUUGAUGUCCCAGCUGAAUUUCCUUCUGAGUGCCACUGUGAAAGAGCAGAUAAUAAAACAGUCAACAGAACUGGUCUGCAGAGCUUACAGUGAGUUAUAUGCAGCUGUGAUGGAUCCUUCAAAUGAAUAUAAGGAUCCAGAAACCAUACUACACAGAUCUCCUCAUCAAGUUCAGGCACUUCUUUCAUAGUGUUGCUUCCCCCAGAUUUAUCAGAAUCCAUAAUUCUGUAUUCGUUGAGUAUUUGCAUCGAGUUAUUCUUCUGUUUUGAAUUGUGAUGUGUAACUGUAUAGUUAAAAUAUGUAGGAAUGCGGUUUUGUUUAAUCUGCUUGGCAGAAGUCUAGUCUUUCCUGUGUCUUUGAAUACCUUCUAUAGGCCGGAAAAUAGAAUUUAGAUUAAAAAUUAUUUUAAUGUAUUCCUCUAAUGGAAAUGGACCUUGACAAUAUGCAAUCUCUUUGAAAAGGGAGAAAAAAGCUUUUUUCUCUCUGUACAUAAUCCUUUCAACUAGAGGUUGAACCGGUGUCUUUUACGACCUCACCAAUAUUUUUAUUUGCUCUUUUCCCUGUUCUUUCACUUUUUUUCUCAGCCUAUCAUCAGUAAACGCUGAUAACUGUAAUUUUAAUACAACUGGUAUACUUUCAAUGUCUCAAGUGCAUCACUUCUACAGCUCAUAAAUCAUUUCAGCAUAUUUGAUGCUGUUUUUCAAAUCCUGUUGAUUAAGUCUUUGAGGCAAAA